Molecule: messenger RNA, 474 nt
Organism: Dibothriocephalus latus
Lineage: Eukaryota; Metazoa; Platyhelminthes; Cestoda; Diphyllobothriidea; Diphyllobothriidae
Source: the annotation of a GenBank genome assembly
AUUGCCAAGACGGAUAUACAACCGGCCUAUCUGGAAAUCAUGCAGCGAGCUUGGUCCGAAAAACCGGAUCACAGACCCACGUUCAACGAAAUGAAGGAGCACUUGAAGCUCAUGACGAUGGGGAAGAAAACGAACAUUGUUGAUCACAUGUUUAAAAUGAUGGAGAAGUACUCGACAGACCUGGAGGAACAAGUCAGUGCGCGUACCGCAGAGCUGGAGUCGGAGAAACGCAAAAAGGAAUAUCUCAUAGCUCGACUCCUUCCACCUGUGGUGGCUGAAUCACUGAAGUCUGGAAAUUCGGUUGCACCCGAAACCUUCGACGAGGUGUCCAUCUACUUUAGCGACAUUGUCGGAUUCACGACCAUCUCAGCUCUCUCAACUCCACUGCAAGUGGUUGGUCUGCUGAAUGACCUCUACACAAUGUUUGAUGCAACCAUUGAUAACUACGACGUCUACAAAGUAAGCAGUGCCUAA